Durusdinium trenchii is the source of this 1696-nucleotide messenger RNA. Lineage: Eukaryota; Dinophyceae; Suessiales; Symbiodiniaceae. The record is from the annotation of a GenBank genome assembly.
GCCCGAACCAUGGCGACCCGGUGGGUCCGCGGCGCUCGGCCAAGCCGAAACGAGAGCCCAAAAAGAGAGCCCAAAGCGGAACGUGAACGUGAACGGUUUCACCGAAGGAACUGGGCCAGGACCGGGACGCUUUGGACGACUUGGCCAGCGAAGAUCUGAACAAGUCGUGUUCCCUUGAUAGGGCCGUGGCUCAAACAGCAUCUCUCUCCAGAUCUUGGUCCAAGAGCGAUGCAGAUUGCCGCUGCACCCGCCCACUUGGCGCAACCCAGACACCUGGCAACGCCUCCGGCUCCCAACGCAGUGCGUGCCGCGCACCAUCCUGGUCUGGCACGUGCGGGUGCGCUGAGUGCUGCGGGGGUGUUCUUCUCCGCUCUAUCGCGGCGAAGAAAGCUUGCAGCGCGGCGGGCGGAAGGGGAGCAGGUGGUAACACCUUGGGAAGUGGAAGCUGGUGAAGAUGGAGUGGACUAUGAUAAGCUGAUCGAGACCUUUGGUUGUCAGCCAAUCACCUCAGAGCAGAUCGAGCGUAUCGAACGCCUCACGGGCAAGCGCCCGCAUCGCUUCCUGAGACGAGGGCUCUUUUUCUCCCACAGAGAUCUGGAUGAGCUGUUGAAUGCCUAUGAGAAGGGAGAAGCCUUUUACAUUUACACAGGUCGAGGUCCCUCGUCCGAGUCCCUUCACUUGGGGCAUUUGGUGCCUUUCCUUUUCACCAAGUGGUUGCAGGAGGCCUUUGACGUUCCCUUGGUGAUUGAGCUCACUGAUGACGAGAAAUUCUUAUUCAAGAAAGACUUGACCAUUGAAGAGUCCAGGCGUUUGGCAUGGGAGAACGCCAAAGACAUCAUCGCCUGCGGCUUUGAUCCAAAGAAGACCUUCAUCUUCCGGGACAGCGACUACAUCCAGCAGCUUUAUCCGGUGACGCUGCAGAUCCAGAAGCGGAUUUCGCUCAGGACUGCUCAAAAUACCUUUGGCUUUGAUCCAGCUGACAACAUCGGGAAGGUGGCCUUUGCCGCCGUGCAGGCGUCGCCCGCUUUCUCCAUUGCCUUUCCGGACUUCUUAGAGCCAGGCCGCCGCUGCUUCGUGCCGCAGGCCAUUGACCAGGACCCCUACUUCCGGCUUUGCCGCCGGGUAGCUGAGGACCUCAAGUGGCCGAAGCCUGCCUGUAUCCACUCCAAGUUCCUGCCGGCCUUGCAAGGUCAUCAAACCAAGAUGUCGGCCUCUGUGGCCUCCACGGCCUUGUACAUGACCGAUACGGAGAAGAAACUCAGGAAGAAGAUCAACAAGCACGCCUUCUCUGGGGGCGGGAAGACCGAGGAGGAACAGCGAGAGCAUGGGGCAAAUCUGGACGUGGACGUCUCUUACCAGUAUUUGAAGAUUUGGCUUGAGGAUGAUGAGGAGCUGGAGCGGAUUGGUGAGGACUACGCUGCAGGGAAGCUGCUCACGGGUGAGGUGAAGAAGCGUUUGGGCGAUGUGGUCUCCGAGAUCGUGCGAGAACACCAAGAGGCCCGAGCGCGAAUCGAGGAUGCCACCGUAGAGAGGUUCAUGGACCCUGCCCGGGAGGAGCUUCGAAGCUCCUUUGCCAAAAAGCUGGCCACUGAGGCUGCGUAGGUCACGGGGUGGAAUCCCGCCCAGGGACUCAGAUGUGGCCAACCGCAGAACUCCAGAUGAGGAAGAGUUCUGUGAAUCGCAGUGAGCUGGGAGC